AUGCAAGUCGCCAGUGUAAUGCGGUCUACGAGAUCCGCACGCUCCUUCAGAGGAGCGUUGCGCCCCGUUGCAGUCCCCGUGGGCCUUCAGCAAACAAGGACAAAAGCUACCUCGCCUUUCAGACUGCCAGACCCUAGAAACGAGCCUAACCCCACAUAUGAGAAGGGCUCUCCAGAGCGCGCAAAGCUGGAGGAGGCGUUGAAGAAGCUCAAAGCAAACCUCCCAGCACGAAGCGACCUUUUCUACAACGGCCAGGUCCAGGCUGCUUCCAAGUCUUUCGAUACCGUGAUUCCUUCAGAGCACGGCAAAACCUUCUCGAACUUCCCUCUCGCAUCAAAGGAACAGGUUGCUGCCGCGAUUGAGUCGGCGCUCGAGGCGAAGAAGAGCUGGGAAAACACUCCAUUUGUUGAUAGGGCAGCCAUUUUCCUCAAGGCGGCCGAGCUUGCGGCGACGAAAUACCGACAUGAGCUUAUUGCUGCGACCAUGCUGGGUCAGGGAAAGAACAUGUGGCAGGGCGAGAUCGACGCGGCCGCUGAGCUUGCUGAUUUCUUCAGACUUAACUGCAACUUUGCUGCUGAGAUCCUUGAGAAGCAGCCUGAACGCGGUUCUGAUGGCAUGUGGAGUCGCCUGGAAUGGCGUCCUCUUGAGGGCUUUGUCUACGCCGUUUCUCCCUUCAACUUCACUGCGAUUGGUGGUAACCUGAUUUCUGGACCUGCUCUGAUGGGCAACGUUGUUCUCUGGAAGCCUUCGCCUAGCAACAUCUACGCCAGCCAGCUUGUCUACAACAUCUUGAUCGAGGCUGGCCUGCCCCCGAAUGUAAUUCAGUUCGUUCCCGGCGACGCAGAGGAGGUGACGGACGUCGUUCUCAACCACCGCGAGUUUGCUGGCCUGAACUUUGUUGGUUCUUCUGACGUUUUCCGUUCCCUGUACGCAAGAAUUGGAGAGGGCAUCGGCAAGAGAACCUACCGCGAUUUCCCUCGCAUCGUCGGCGAGACGAGCGGAAAGAACUUCCACUUGAUCCACCCCUCAGCCGACAUCGACAGCGCUGCUCUCCACACCCUGCGUGGCGCUUUCGAGUACCAGGGCCAGAAGUGCUCUGCCACGUCUCGCGUCUACGUUCCCCAAUCCAGAGCAGAUGAGUUCCUGUCCAAGUUGACGGAGAACGUCAAGAAGAUCACCAUCGGAAGCCCAGAUGGCAAGCUGGACGCCUUCAUGGGUCCCGUCAUUCACGAGCGUUCGUUCGAGAAGAUCAAGGGAAUUAUUGACGAGAGCAACAAGGACCCGUCCUUGAAGUUGCUUGUCGGUGGAACAUACGACGGUUCUAACGGAUACUAUGUCAACCCUACUAUCUACCUGGCCGAUUCUCCCGAACACCGCCUGUUCAACGAGGAGAUCUUUGGUCCCGUCCUCGCUGUCAACGUCUACCCUGACAGUGAAUGGUCUUCUACGUUGAAGAAGGUUGACCAAGGAGGAGGUGGCUUCGCCCUGACUGGAGCCGUAUUCGCUAAGGACCGCGUCGCCAUUCGUGAGGCCGAGGAUGCUCUGCGAUACUCCGCAGGCAACUUCUAUAUCAACUGCAAGACGACUGCUGCCUUGAUCGGACAGCAAUCCUUUGGUGGAGCCCGUGCCAGUGGAACCAACGACAAGGCCGGCAGCGCUGACGUCAUGAGGCGGUUCACGAGCCCCCGUUUGAUCAAGGAGGAAUACUUCCCCCUGACGGAAUUCCUUUACCCAAGCAACAAGUGA
Molecule: messenger RNA, 1746 nt
Organism: Colletotrichum truncatum
Lineage: Eukaryota; Fungi; Ascomycota; Sordariomycetes; Glomerellales; Glomerellaceae
Product: delta-1-pyrroline-5-carboxylate dehydrogenase
Cellular component (GO): mitochondrial matrix
Molecular function (GO): L-glutamate gamma-semialdehyde dehydrogenase (NAD+) activity
Source: RefSeq, a predicted model, not a curated record